This is a messenger RNA of Papaver somniferum (opium poppy), 1083 nucleotides long. RefSeq lists its product as uncharacterized. The record is from RefSeq and is a predicted model, not a curated record. The coding region runs from base 1 to 1083 and encodes 360 amino acids. NCBI's taxonomy places the organism in Eukaryota, Viridiplantae, Streptophyta, Magnoliopsida, Ranunculales, Papaveraceae. The transcript has a single exon.
AUGGUCGAGGGACCGGCGAAACCGAAACAACAAUUUGAAGGUAAUACCAAAAACAAGAGCCAUGAAGGUCCAGCAAGGAAGGUGAGAAACGAUGAAGAUUCACGUAAGCCGCAAGAAAAGCAAAGAGUAAAGUUUCCCAAGCUGAAUAUUGGACUUGGGGAACUUUUUAAGAAGAUUAAAGACUCGCUGCCCAUUCUAGAGCCCCUACCAGCGGAAACAAGGGAUAAGAGAGAUAAGAAUAAGUAUUUUUCUCAUCACAAAGAUCAUGGGCACAAUAUAGAUACUUGUCGUGCUCUUGCAGCGGAAGUCCAGAAAAUGAUUGAAGAAGGAAAGCUGCAACAGUAUGUGAAGAAUAGUCCGGCACAAGUCAACACACUGGCCAACACUCUAGAUUUACGAGAGAUUAGAGUGAGCCACGCAAGAGUUAACACAACUUCGAGAAAGGCUCAGGAGAAUGCUACACGGUUGAAGUUACAUCAUAUUAACGAUUGGCGAGUAUCAAACAAGGUCGAUUAUGCCAGUCUGAUUGGUACGAAGACCUUGGAGGAGGGGAAGACUAAGAUUUCUUUUUCGAACGCUGAUCUUGCUGGAGUAUAUCAACCACAUAAUGAUGCAAUCGUGAUUCUAGGUCUCAUUGGGAUGUAUAAGGUACGUCGAGUUCUGGUUGAUACUGGAAGUUCAAUUAACGUCAUAUUCUCGGGAGCAUACUCUUCAAUGAAUUUGAGCGAGAGUCAAGUUGAAGCAGAUGAUAACCCUAUCAUUGGAUUCAGUGGAGAAACGAUGACAGCAAUAGGAAGGAUUAAUGUGCCUACGAUGGUGGGAGGAAGGACGGUUAUGCAAUAUUUCUCGUUGCUAGAUUGCCGUGCACCCUACAACGCUAUCUUAGGGCGUGAUUGGAUCCAUGCAAUGGAGGCGGUAACUUCCACUGUCCACCAGUGCUUGAAGUUCAUUACUCCAGCAGGGGUGAUGAAGGUUAGAAGCGACCAGGUGGCAUCUCAUAAAUGUCACGAAAGCGCAAUGGAGGAGUAUAGAAAGUCAGAACUAAAGGGUUCAGAAAUACUCCAGGUGGAAAAGAAAUUGUAG